Molecule: messenger RNA, 7033 nt
Organism: Drosophila rhopaloa
Lineage: Eukaryota; Metazoa; Arthropoda; Insecta; Diptera; Drosophilidae
Gene: Gug
Product: arginine-glutamic acid dipeptide repeats protein
Exons: 15
Coding region: 852-6908 (2018 amino acids)
Cellular component (GO): nucleus
Molecular function (GO): transcription corepressor activity
Source: RefSeq, a predicted model, not a curated record
AGUAUAUAUUUUUACAAAAUGGUGGCUUCUUCGCGGAGAAAUUCGUAGUGGCGAUUAUUAACAAAAGGCACGCAAUUUGGCCAGCGAAUUAUAGCAAAUUGUUGGCGAAAACACUCGGAACGACGCUGGCUGCGGCGUGUGGAUGGAAAACUCGCGGAAAAGCAACCAAAAAACGCGCACGAACCCAGUGAAAAUAACUGAAAGCGAAGGCAGGCAAUAAAAAAACGCAAGCAAGCAACCAAAGUGCGUGCCUGUGUGUGUGUGUGUCUGUGAGCCGUGAGUGUCCGUGUGUGUCUGUACGGGAGUGUGUCUCUCUGUUAGUGUGUGUGUGCGCAAAGUGUAUGCAAAAAAGAAGAAGAGAAACGGAGAAGAGCAUUAAAAAAAAGCGUACGACGAGUUUCACGCGCCCAACAACAAAAACACCAUAAGAAGCAGCAACAAAAACAACAACACUUAGCAGCGACAGCAACAACAAAAGCAGCAGCAAAACCUGUGUUUGUGCAAAUUAACCAAAAUAUACAUUUCCGGCUACUCGCUGCCCCCUCGCUGAGCAACAACUACAACAACAUCAAGAACAACAGGAGCAGAGCAGCAGCAACAACCAAGACCGCCCACCCCUUCGCUUCCAUCGACCCAGCACAUAAUCAUCAUCAUCAUCAACUGGAGUCUGGAAUCUGGAGACGGAGACCGGCGUCCGGAGUUACUUUGCCGCCUGCUGCUGGAGAGAGGAGCUUCUUCGGGAGGAACGCCUCGACGAUAUACAACCCCGACCCGGAUUCAUGUUGAAUUUUCAUAUCGUAGAGGGCAUAAAAAGGCUUAACACUGGACCGGAAGCGUGUUUUUAAAGGGUGAUGGCGGCCUCCACUCAAGGAGAAAUUCGAGUGGGUCCCGGCCACCAGGUAAACGAUGUCUAUGCAAAACUGCCCGAUUAUAAUCCAAUCUCAAGCUUCCCCAUCGACAAGGAAACCGAUGAACGUGAACUAGAGGAAUCAAGAUGGAGUCCAGGCGUUGUGGCCGAUGGCGACUUGUUAAUGUUCUUGCGUGCGGCUCGCUCCAUGGCUGCAUUUCAAGGAAUGUGUGAUGGCGGACUAGAAGACGGUUGUUUGGCUGCCAGUCGCGACGACACCACAAUAAACGCACUCGACGUGCUCCACGAUUCUGGCUACGAUCCAGGCAAAGCUCUACAAGCGCUAGUAAAGUGCCCCGUUUCUAAGGGCAUCGACAAGAAGUGGACCGAGGACGAAACAAAGAAGUUCAUCAAGGGUCUGCGUCAGUUCGGCAAGAACUUCUUCCGCAUCCAUAAGGACCUGCUGCCGCACAAGGACACGCCGGAGCUGGUCGAAUUCUACUAUCUGUGGAAGAAGACGCCCGGUGCGAACAACAACCGUCCGCAUAGGCGGCGACGACAGAGCGCCCUGCGCCGAAACCGUGUCACGCGGGCCAAUAACAGCAGCAGCAACACACCUCCCAAGAAGGAGGACACUCCAGAACCACAAACUGCGACGACGGCGACGGCGGCGGCAACCGCGGCGUCCGAGACGGCGAGUCGCUCCUCGCCCGCUGUCUCCAAGGAGGAGAACAGCUCGCUCACCGAGGACGACGCCAGCGAGUGCGACAGUGAUUCGAGUCUGACCCACAAAAGGGAUGAAUCACCCUCAAGGAUGAGGACGCGAAACAAGCAACAGAACAACAACAGCAGCACCAGCAGCAGCAACAACGCGGCCGGAAACGGUGGCGGUAACGCCACCUCCAUAAGCAGCGGUUCAACAGGCGGCGGUGCCGCUGGCGGCAACAGCUCGUCCAAGGACCAGUCAGCCAACGCCGUGGCUAAUGGCAAGCGGCCCAAGCGGGGCUCCGAAACACCGGACGUUGCCGGCGGAGCCUCGGUCGAUAGUCCCAAGACGCCGACGAAAGCCGUGGCCGAGAGUUCGGCCAACAAGCGCAAGGGUGGCAAGCAGGAUACGCCCAACAAGAAGAAGCGGACGGAGCAGGAGGCCAGUGAGCCGAGUGCCCAGGAGGAGAAUGCCGUCAAGGAGAAACGCAAGCGGCCGGACAGUCCGGUGGAGAGCAUGAACUCGGAUAGCAGACCGGACUCGGUGCUCGACGAUGGCGAGUCCAAUACGACGGACACGACCACCGCCGAGCAGCAGUCUACUAAGGACAGCAAGGAGACGGUCAGCUGCAAGGAGGAGCGCGAUAUGGUCACCAAUGAUCUGGAAGCCAAGGCCGAGGAGAAAGCCAUCAAGGCAGAGGCUUUGGCAGAGGACAGCAAGGACAGCGCCAUCAAGAACAUGGACGAGGAGACGAACAUCCAGGCGCCGAUGAGCGUGGAGACGAGUUCGGCGGACGGACCCAAUCCCAAUGCCGUGGCCAAUCCCGUGGCGCCGCCCAUUACCAUGAAGGUGCCCACAAUUGCCACUGUGGAGGCGCUGAAUGCAUCCGUGGAGCGCAAGGAAGCCAUCGAGAAGAUGGAGUCGUGCGACAGCGAUCCGGAGAUGCUCAAGAAGCUGGCCACCAUCAAGCAGGAGGCUUCUUCGCAGCAGCAGCAACAUAUACAGCAGCAAUCGCAGAUGCAGAUGCAGCAGCAACUAGCUCCAGUGGGCAUCCAGCCACCGCCAGUAUGCCCGCCCUCGGAGUCGGUAUACAUCAAGAAGGAGCCCAUGGAAGACUCGAUGGACGCCACCUGCAAUCAGAAUAGCAACGAGCCCCAGGAUCUGAAGGUAAAGAUUGAGAUCAAAAACGAGGAUGCUCUGAAGCACAGUGUGGGCGGUUUGCCGCCAUCUGGUCCCGGUGCACCACCUUCAGCACUGCAUCCACUUUCCGGAGCUCCUGUGGAGAGUGGUCAGCCGGAGCCGCUGCACCUGCAGCACAUGUCACACGGACCGAUGCCGACGCAACCGCCACCCGGCUACCUAAUUGAUGGCCAGCUGAAGUACGGACCGCCGGGACAAGGUGUUCCUCCACAGCCGCCACAACUGCAUAGCGAUGCGGUAGGAGGAGGCAAUGGGGCACCGCCGGGAGCGCCGACAACGCCGCAGAAAUAUCCGCCCGAGAUGGAGAUGAAGUUCGCUCCCCAGGAUCUCAAGUAUCCCCCACCGCCGCCCCUGGACGCACUCAAGUAUAGUCAGGAGAUGCAGGCAGCGGCGGCUGCAGCGGCUGCUGUUGGCAAAUAUGAUAUGAAGUACAUGAUGGAGCAGCAGGGCAAGUACCCCGUAGAGCUGUCCACUGCCCAUCAGCCGCCAAGCAAGCCGGGCUACCAGGAUUCGCUAAAGAUACCCGAUGUAAAGCCUGGCUUUGGUCACCUGCCGCACAACGUAGGCUCCCAGCUGGACGUGGGCCAUAAGUAUGGACCGCCGCCAACGUCACAGGAGUCCCAGCAACAGCAGUCCCAGCCACCGGCGCAUCAGGUGCCUCCGGGAGCCACGCCGCCGCCUGGCAUCGCCAUGCCCAAGCCGCACUACCAGCACGAUGUGCAGACGCCACCGCUGGGACGGCCCUUCGAGCCAUCCGGUCUUAUGCUCAAGUAUGGCGAUCCACUGGCGGCCAAAUACGGUCCGCCACAGGAUCUUAAGUACCCAAUGCCUCCGGUCUCCCAGACAGGACCAGCCGACGUUAAGCCGUAUGGGGAGAAUCUGAUCAAGUCCUCACCGUAUGGACCGCCGCCGGAGAGUCCAAUCGACGCCUCGGCGCGAUCUACACCAGGUCAGGAUAGCCAGGGUAGCAAUAGCAAUUCGCAGCCGCCGUCAAUGCCCCCGCAGCCGCAGCAGUUCCAGUCGCCGCAUCCUUCGCCGCACAUGCCUUCGCCAGCCGGAGGUGGCCUGCCACCAGGAAUGCAUCCGCAAAACCUCAUCCAUGGCCCGCCACCAGGUUCAGCGGGAGGUGGUGGACCGCAACCGCCUCCACCGCCCACAUCGCUGCACCAGCCAACGCCCACGGCUCCGGGUCCGCCAAGUUUGCAGCACGGAUUGCAUCCUGGUCACCAGCAUCCGCAGCUCUCUGCGGCCUCUUCGAUGCCGCCGAGCUCCAUUGGAAUUCCUCCUACGCUUUCGACAAUGGCGCCUUCGCACAUGCACCCGCACCUUCACCCACAUGCGCAUCUGCAAGGACUCCAUCGGCCGCACGACUUGCCGCCCAGUAUGCAUCCCCAUGCGCCCAUGCCGCUGUCACUGCAGGGACAUCCGCAACACGUUCACGGAUUGCCGCCCUCGCAUGCCCCCCAGCAGCAGCAGCAACAACAACAGCCGCCUGGCGGACCAGUUGGCACGGUGCGAACUCCAUCACCUGCCCAGCAACCGCCGCGAUCCCUUCACGAUCCGCAAUCGUCUAGAGAGCCGCCAAAUUCGCAGCCUUCCACCACGAUGGCGGGUUCGAGUGGUCCCGGUGGACCACCGCCGCAACAGUCGCCGCACGCGCACCGCACAUCGCCGUUGCCCGGUCUCUCGGGCAGUGGACCGCCGCCGCCUGGACUCAUCGGGCAUCCGAUGGCCAUACAUCCGCACCUGGCACACCUGCCGCCUGGUCAUCCGGCCCACGCAGCUUUAGCUCAUCCCGGACACCAUCUGCUGUCGCACUCGAUAGCAGGCUUGGGUCCCGGCGGUGGACCCAUCGCCUUGCUGGCCGGCCCCGGCGGACUGGGAGGUAUUCCAGAGUCCGCUCUAAGUCGCCGAACCCCGCCCUCACACCUGCCACACUCGCACGCCUCCUCGGCCCCGCUGACGCCGCAUUCGGUGGCCAGCAUGACGUCUACCAGUAUGUCGCUGACCACCAGCACGGUGCCAUCGUCCGCCUUUAGCCGCGCCAGUCCCAGCGUGCAGAUCUCGAGCGGCGGAGGAGGGCCUUCUGGGCCCGGAAGCGUGGGACCCGGAGGAUUGCCCAACUCCUCGGCAGCGGCGGCGGCAGCUGCAGCAGCGGCUGCCCAUCGAGCGGCUUCCCCGGCGUCCAGUGUGAGCAGCCUGAGUCGCCAGAGCCCGUUGCAUCCGGUGCCACAGUCUCCGCUCAGCCAUCAUCCCUCGUCCUCGGCGCUGUCCGCCGCGGCAGCCGCUGUGGCGGAAAGGGACCGGCAUGCGCUGAUGCGACAGCAAUCGCCGCACAUGACGCCGCCACCGGUGUCCAAUGCCUCGUUGAUGGCUAGUCCUCUGAGCAAGAUGUACGCUCCUCAGCCGGGUCAGAGGGGUCUGGGGACUUCCCCGCCACCUCACUUGCGACCGGGAGCCUCUCCGCCGGUCAUUCGACACCCGCAGAUGCCCCUGCCGCUGCCAUUGAUCGCGCCUGGCGGAGGAAUCCCUCAGAUUGGAGUGCAUCCGGGACAGUCACCGUACCCGCAUCCUCUGCUGCAUCCCUCGGUCUUCUACUCGCCGCACCAUCAUCCCUUCAAUUCGCCCUACGGCUAUACACCUUAUGGCCCUGGAUUCCCGGCGUACAUGAAGCCACCACCUCAGCCAGGACAACUGGAUCCGGCCGCCGUGAUGGCCGCCCAUCAUGCUGGACUGCAGGGACCACCGCCCCAACAGAUGCGUCAGGAUGAGCAGAAUGCAGCGGCCGCUGCGGCAGCAGCAGCUGCUGAGAAACAGCAUCAAGCCGCAGCAGCAGCAGCAGCUCAACAGCACAAGGCGCCGCAGCAGCAGCAGCCCGGUGGAAUGCAACCUAACAAGCCGCCGACGCCAAAGACGCCGCAGGGUCCUGGCGGUGGAAUGCCACCGGGAAUGGGCGGACCGGGAACACCGACGGGACUACCGCCUGGUGCCUAUCCUGGCAGUCACAUGCCGGGAUAUCCACAAGGGCCUCCUCACGGAUCACCCUUCGCGCCGCAAGAUGGUCAGCCUCACGGCCUGAAGCCCACUUCGCACAUGGACGCCCUGCGAGCCCAUGCACACUCGGCCAACUCGGCGGGAAUGGGCGGAGGACAUCAUCCAACGGAGCCAUUGCCCAUUGAUAUUGAGCCGGAUCCGGAGCCAGAGAUUCCCAGUCCCACGCACAACAUACCACGUGGUCCCAGUCCCGAGGCGAAGCCGGACGACACCGAGUGCCAUCGCUCUCAGUCUGCCAUAUUCGUACGCCACAUUGAUCGCGGAGAUUACAAUUCGUGCACGAGAACGGAUUUGAUCUUCAAGCCAGUGGCCGACUCCAAGUUGGCCCGCAAACGCGAGGAGCGCGACCGCAAGCUGGCCGAGAAGGAGCGUGAGCGGCGUCAGCAGCAGCAACAACAACAACAGCAGCAGCAACAACAGCAAGCAGCAGCCGCUCAACAGGCGGCGCAGCAGGCCAAGAUGAAGGCGGAGCUUAAGCCUCCGUAUGCGGAUACGCCUGCCCUGCGCCAACUGUCCGAGUACGCUCGUCCCCACGUCGCCUUCAGUCCUGUUGAGCAGAUGGUGCCAUAUCAUCAUCCAAUGGGCCCCAUGUACAGAGAGAGGGAACUGGAGGAGAUCAAAAACGCACAAGCUGCGGCUGCUAGUCAAUCCCGACUAGAUCCGCACUGGAUGGAGUACUAUCGACGAUCCAUUUCGAACUAUCCCAACAGCGGCAUCCAUCCCUCGCAGUUCCCCCUAUAUGCGAAUCCUGCGAUAUCGCAGAUGGAGAGGGAGCGUCUGGGAAUUCCACCGCCGCACCAUGUGGGGUUGGACCCGGGCGAGCACAUGGUGCGUAUGAUACGAUUGACGAGAGAAUAUCAUGCACACUCUCAUACUCAUUUACAUUUGCCUUUGCAUCCACAGCCGCAACCACCGGAGGCCGGUUUCCAACUGCCACCGAAUGUUGGCCAGUAUCCGCGGCCAAAUAUGCUUAUACCUAGGGAGCCGCAUUCGGAUGUCCUGCUGCGUAUGUCCUAUGCCGACCAAUUACAGUAUUUACAGGCCGCCGAGUUCCAGCGACAGUCCCUGCAUGAUCAGUACUUUAGACAACGGCCCAGAUAAGUGGACAGACAGCAAUUGUAGAGAGCAAGCAACUGAACAAAGACAAUACUCGGGCCGCGGCCGUGAGGAACUGCUUUGUGUGAUUUUUGUGUUCAAGCGUUUACAUUUUGUUUUCCACACAUACA